Messenger RNA from Penicillium cinerascens, 1194 nucleotides. RefSeq lists its product as uncharacterized. The transcript has 3 exons. Bases 1 to 1194 code for a protein of 397 amino acids. The record is from RefSeq and is a predicted model, not a curated record. NCBI's taxonomy places the organism in Eukaryota, Fungi, Ascomycota, Eurotiomycetes, Eurotiales, Aspergillaceae. Gene Ontology annotation, molecular function: oxidoreductase activity.
AUGGCAUCUCGCAAAUGCGCAGCAGUCGUCGUGGGCGCCGGCCCGGCCGGCGUUGCAGUCAUGGGGAACUUGUUAGAGCGCCAGAUAGGCACGAUAGCCUGGAUUGACCCCAGUUUUGAGUCCGGUCGAGUCAACCGGAAAUACCGCGAGGUUCCUAGCAACACCAAAGUGGCGCUCUUCCAGGCCUAUGCCAACGCGACACAACCCUUCAAGACCAUCAUCGAGAACACGCAUCUCCCCAAUGCAUUCUCCACGAUGGCCAAACUGGACCAGGAGAAGACCUGCCGCCUGCACUACGCCGCAGACAUGGUCCGCGGCCUAACAGACGGCCUCAUGAAAAUGGAACAGGUCUACGCAUGCCGCGGCUUCGUCACCACCGCCAGCCUGGCCGAGAAGACACAGACCACAGAAAACAAAUGGACCGUCACCGUCAAACGCCAUGAUUCAGAGGAAGAGCUCGAAAUCGAAACCUCCCGUUUGAUCCUUUGCACGGGCGCCCACCCAACCAACAUCCCCGUCCCGGUUCCGGGCCUCAACAUCACUCGCUUGGACCUCGACACAGUCCUCAAACCCUCCGAGCUCGCAGAGACUCUCCCAAAAACCUCCCCUUCCACAGUCGCGAUCGUCGGCGCCUCUCACUCCGCCAUCCUCGCAAUCCUCAACCUGGUCACCCUCGCCCGCGAGUCGCACCCCCACCUACGCGUGAAAUGGUUCACCCGUCACCCCCUCCGCUACGCGGAGUACAAGGACGGGUGGAUCUUGCGCGACAACACAGGUCUAAAGGGCCUAGCCGCCGACUUUGCCCGCUCCGAACUCGAAGAUGACCGUCUCUCGACAUCGCCUGCUGGCCAGGUCCUGUCGAAGGUCGACUGUGCCGGUGGUGAAGCCCGUGAAUUGGAAAUGUAUCAACAGCAUCUGCCUGACUGCUCGCAUAUCGUCCACGCCGUGGGAUUCACGCGUGAUCCAUUGCCGCAACUUAUGAAGAAUGAUCGGGCUCUCGCUAUGGAGUUCGAUCAUGAGUCGGGCAAGUUCCAUGCGCCUGGUGAUGGGCCCGUCAUUCCUGGUUUGUUUGGGGCUGGUAUUGCUUUCCCCGAACGUGUUGUUGACCCUCAUGGGAACGCGGAGUAUGCGGUGGGCUUCUUCAAGUUUAUGAAGUUCUUGAAGCGGGUUAUGCCGUCAUGGGGCCCGGCGUGA